UCUCAAGAGACCGACUCCUUCACAGCUCUCUGAUUGCUCGUGUCGUGUCCCAACUCUUUCUUCCAAAGGAAGACAGAGUUCCAACUUUUCAAGAGCUGUUGAAUACUGGAAACAUAAUAGGGAGUUGUUCUGAAAAUCUUUGCUCUGUAGCUCCAAAUCUUCUGAACCUACCUUCUUUGUCGAAGACAAUUCAGCUUCCAUUCAAUUCUUUACAAAUUUGUCUUCUCUCUUUUACGUCUCCGUAGCUCAGUAUCCGUGUAUAAAUAAAUACCUGGGUACCCUUUUUAUUUCGUUUCGGUUUCUUUGUUAAUUUAGAAGUGGAAAAAUAAAGACAAGAUGGAGGGAUUCGAAAGAGUGUGGGAUUCGGGAAGGCGAGCAAGUCGGAACAUGAGUAGGAGCAUAAGCAGGAAUAUGAGCAGGAGUAAUUGGGGCAUGGAAGACGUGUUUACCAGGUCCAUGGGUUCAAGGAGGAGCAGACAUGCCGACGAAGACGAAGAGGCUCUGAAAUGGGCUGCUUUGGAGAAGUUGCCCACGUAUGAUCGCCUCAGAACUACUAUCCUGAAAUCUUUUGUGGAUAAUGAGAAUCAGGGGAACAAGUUCGUUCACAAGGAGGUCGAUGUUCGCAAGCUCGACAUGAAUGAUCGCCAAGAAUUCAUUGAAAGAAUCUUUAAGGUCGCCGAGGAAGAUAAUGAGAAGUUCCAGCGAAAGCUCAGGAACAGAAUCGACAAGGUGGGAAUUCAACUUCCAACAGUAGAAGUAAGAUUCGAGCAUUUAACAAUUGAAGCCGAUUGCCAUAUUGGCAGCAGAGCUCUACCCACACUCCCCAACACAGCUAGAAACAUUGCAGAAUCAGUUCUAGGUCUGCUUGGAAUCAGAAUGGCAAAAGAAACAAAACUCACCAUAUUAAAAGAUGCCUCUGGGAUAAUAAAACCUUCAAGGAUGGUGCUUCUGUUGGGUCCUCCAUCCUCUGGGAAGACGACGCUAUUGCUGGCAUUGGCAGGAAAGCUAGACCCCAGCUUGAAGGUUAAAGGAGAGAUUACAUAUAAUGGGCAUAGGCUUAAUGAAUUCGUACCUCAGAAGACGUCAGCAUACAUCAGCCAGAAUGAUGUCCACGUAGGAGAACUGACCGUUAAAGAAACACUUGAUUACUCAGCAAGGUUUCAGGGGGUCGGAUCAAGAUAUGAGCUCCUUACUGAGCUUGCAAGGAGAGAGAAGGAUGCCGGAAUAUUCCCGGAGGCAGAAGUGGAUCUCUUCAUGAAGGCAACUGCAAUGAAAGGAGUUGAGAGCAGUCUGAUUACAGACUACACGCUUAGGAUACUGGGGCUCGACAUCUGUAGGGACACGAUCGUUGGAGAUGAGAUGCAGAGAGGAAUAUCGGGUGGACAGAAGAAGCGAGUCACAACAGGAGAGAUGAUUGUCGGGCCCACGAAGACGCUGUUCAUGGAUGAAAUAUCCACGGGUCUGGAUAGCUCCACAACCUUUCAGAUUGUGAAGUGCCUGCAGCAGAUCGUCCAUCUCACGGAUGCCACCAUCUUGAUGUCCCUCCUCCAGCCUGCUCCGGAGACGUUUGACCUAUUCGAUGACAUUAUCCUCCUCUCGGAGGGCCAGAUCGUCUACCAGGGCCCACGAGAGUAUGUGCUCGAGUUCUUUGAGAGCUGCGGCUUCCGGUGCCCCGAGAGGAAGGGCGUCGCUGAUUUCUUGCAAGAGGUUACUUCGAGGAAGGAUCAGGAGCAGUAUUGGGCAGACAAGAGUAAGCCGUAUCGGUUCAUAACAGUCACCGAGUUUGUGAAUCGGUUCAGGAGGUUCCAUGUGGGGCUGCGCCUAGAGAACGAGCUCUCAGUCCCCUACGACAAGAACAGGAGUCACAAGGCAGCUCUAGUUUUCAGCAAGUAUUCCAUCUCAAAAACCGAGCUCCUUAAGAUUGCCUUCGAUAGGGAAUGGCUCCUGCUCAAGAGAAACGCCUUCGUCUACAUCUUCAAGACUGUCCAGAUCAUUAUAAUGGCACUGAUCGCAGCAACAGUGUUCUUGAGGACAGAAAUGCACACCAACACCGAAGACGAUGGGGCCAUCUACAUUGGUGCACUUCUCUUUUCUGUGAUUUGCAACAUGUUCAAUGGCUUUGCCGAGCUCUCUAUCACCAUCGCAAGGCUUCCUGUGUUUUAUAAGCACAGAGAUCUCCUCUUCUAUCCAGCUUGGGCUUUCACCGUCCCCAAUUUCUUACUUAGGAUUCCCAUUUCCAUCCUUGAGGCUGUAGCUUGGAUGGUCGUCACAUACUACACCAUUGGAUUUGCGCCAGAGGCUAGCAGGUUUUUCAAGCAAUUUCUGGUGAUAUUUUUGAUCCAACAAAUGGCUGCUGGGCUCUUUAGGGUCAUUGCCGGAAUCUGUAGAAGCAUGACAAUUGCCAACACUGGUGGAGCUCUAACUCUCCUCAUUGUGUUCUUGCUUGGUGGUUUUAUCCUCCCUCGAGAACAAAUUCCAAAUUGGUGGAUCUGGGGCUACUGGGUUUCCCCCCUAUCAUAUUCUUUCAACGCCGCUGCAGUCAAUGAGAUGUAUGCUCCAAGGUGGAUGAACAAACUGGCACCCAAUGGCGAUAGAUUGGGCAUCAAAGUGCUAAAGAACUUUCAGGUCUUCCAAAAUCGCAACUGGUUUUGGAUCGGGAGUGCUGCUCUUCUGGGUUUCGUCAUCCUCUUUAAUGUCCUAUUUACUCUCUCACUUAUGUACUUGAAUCCUCUUGGAAAGAAACAAGCAAUUAUAUCUGAAGAAACAGCCAAUGAGAUGGAAGCCAACCAAGAAGAAACGAAGGAAGAACCAAGAAUAGUUACAACAAGGUCAAGGAGAGAAUCGGUUCCUCGAUCUUUAUCAGCUGCAGAUGGAAACAAUACAAGAGAAAUGGAAAUCCGACGAAUGAGUAGCCGAACCAAUGCCAUCGGACUUAGUAGAAAUGUUGAUUUGUCUCUUGAGGCAGCAAAUGGAGCCGCUCCCAAGAGAGGAAUGGUUCUCCCAUUUACUCCAUUAGCAAUGUCCUUCGACAGUGUAAAUUACUAUGUGGACAUGCCUCCUGAAAUGAAAGAACAAGGGGUGACAGAAGACAGACUCCAAUUACUUAGGGGAGUGACAGGAGCAUUUAGACCCAGUGUACUGACUGCUUUGAUGGGAGUCAGUGGGGCUGGAAAGACAACACUAAUGGAUGUUCUGGCAGGUAGAAAAACAGGGGGAUACAUUGAAGGUGACAUCAGAAUUUCUGGCUUCCCUAAGAAUCAAGAGACAUUUGCUAGAAUCUCGGGUUACUGUGAACAGAAUGAUAUCCACUCCCCCCAAGUCACAGUUAGAGAAUCAUUGAUUUUCUCUGCUUUCCUCAGGCUCCCGAAGGAAGUUAGCAUGGAGCAAAAGAUGAUAUUUGUGGAUGAAGUAAUGGAACUAGUAGAGCUUGACAAUCUGAAAGAUGCUAUAGUGGGACUUCCAGGUGUAACGGGUCUCUCAACAGAACAAAGGAAGAGGUUGACCAUUGCUGUGGAACUCGUAGCUAAUCCUUCAAUCAUAUUCAUGGAUGAACCAACAUCAGGUCUUGAUGCAAGGGCAGCUGCCAUUGUCAUGAGGACUGUGAGGAAUACAGUGGACACUGGCAGAACAGUGGUCUGCACAAUUCAUCAACCUAGCAUCGAUAUCUUUGAAGCUUUUGAUGAGUUGCUACUGAUGAAAAGAGGAGGACAAGUUAUCUACUCAGGACCUUUGGGCCAACAUUCUCACAAGAUAAUAGAGUACUUCGAGGCAAUUCCUGGAGUCCAGAGAAUCAAAGAUAAACAAAACCCAGCAGCAUGGAUGCUAGAAGCUAGUUCUAUUGCAGCUGAAGUUCGGCUUGGAAUAGAUUUUGCAGAGUACUAUAAAUCAUCAGCUUUGCAUCAGAGAAACAAGGCAUUAGUUAAGGAGUUGAGCAUCCCACCCCAAGGAGCAAAAGAUCUAUAUUUCUCUACGCAAUAUUCCCAGUCAACAUGGGGACAAUUCAAAUCCUGCCUCUGGAAGCAGUGGUGGACUUAUUGGCGAAGCCCUGAUUACAACCUUGUCAGAUACUUCUUCACCUUGGCUUGUGCCCUCAUGUUGGGAACAAUCUUCUGGAAAAUUGGCACUGAAAGGAAUAGCUCCACAGAUCUGACCGUCAUUAUUGGAGCCAUGUAUGCAGCUGUUUUGUUUGUUGGUAUCAAUAAUUGUUCGACCGUACAGCCAAUUGUUGCCAUUGAGAGAACGGUGUUUUAUCGAGAAAGAGCUGCUGGGAUGUACUCUGCCUUACCAUAUGCCAUCGCACAGGUGGUCACUGAAAUACCGUAUGUUCUCAUCCAAACCACAUAUUAUUCGCUUAUUGUAUAUGCCAUGAUCAGCUUUGAGUGGACAUUGGAAAAGUUUUUCUGGUUUUUCUUCAUCUCCUUCUUCUCCUUUCUGUACUUCACUUACUAUGGAAUGAUGACUGUGGCAAUCACACCAAACCACCAAGUUGCAGCUAUCUUUGCUGCUGCUUUCUAUGGACUCUUCAACCUUUUCUCAGGAUUCUUCAUUCCUAAACCAAGAAUUCCCAAAUGGUGGAUCUGGUAUUACUGGAUUUGUCCUGUUGCUUGGACAGUUUAUGGGCUGAUCAUAUCGCAAUAUGGUGACUUGAAUGACAAGAUUGAUGUGCCAGGAAAAACCGUUCCCCAGAGCAUCAAAUCAUAUAUCACAGACUACUUUGGGUAUGAUACUGAUUUCAUAGGUCCUGUUGCAGCUGUUUUGGUUGGUUUUACAGUGUUCUUCGCUUUCAUGUAUGCAUACGCCAUCAAAGCAUUGAACUUCCAGCAGAGGUAGAAAUAUAUGGAUCGGAUGCCUUUUGUGGAGCACCUGAUAGAACUUUAAGCACCUAUAUAGAAGUUCUUAAUUAAAUUUUUUCUGUAAAUAUAUAUUAAUCAUCAAGGUGUAGUCCGUAAGAUGAAGAUGUUGUUCUUAAUAUGCAGUGAGGGGGUCGGAGGGUAUACUUGUUUAUGUAAAGAUGGCUAUCAAAUUUUGUUUUACUUUUCUUCAAAUGAAGGAAGAACUGUUUGUUUUAUUUUAUUUUUUCAUAUAUGCAAAGGACAGCAAGAGAUCCAAAAUGCUUCCAGUAAAAAAUGUUACAUCUAAUAAGUUUA
Messenger RNA from Nelumbo nucifera (sacred lotus), 5147 nucleotides. Its product is annotated as ABC transporter G family member 36-like. The record is from RefSeq and is a predicted model, not a curated record. Lineage: Eukaryota; Viridiplantae; Streptophyta; Magnoliopsida; Proteales; Nelumbonaceae. Gene Ontology annotation, molecular function: ATP hydrolysis activity; ABC-type transporter activity; ATP binding. Gene Ontology annotation, cellular component: membrane.